Messenger RNA from Maylandia zebra (zebra mbuna), 1897 nucleotides. Its product is annotated as interferon-induced protein 44. NCBI's taxonomy places the organism in Eukaryota, Metazoa, Chordata, Actinopteri, Cichliformes, Cichlidae. The record is from RefSeq and is a predicted model, not a curated record. Gene Ontology annotation, biological process: immune response.
CAAAGUUAUGGGUUCUUCGUCUUCAACAACAGCUGCUCCAUCUCUACUUCUUGAAAAACCAUGGAGGAAAAUUAACAAUGGAGAGAACCCAACUGAUCAGCAUGUUGUGGAGAACUACAAACCUGAGGUUGAAGAACAAAAUCUUAGGAUCCUUCUUCAUGGUCCAGUUGGAGCUGGAAAAUCUAGUUUCAUCAAUUCUGUAAACAGCGUCUUACAAAAGAGAGUAUGUUGCGAGGCUUUGGUGGCUAACUCUUGUGACUGUUUCACCAAAAAGUAUACAACCUACAAGAUCAAAAAGGGAAAUGCCUUUUACCCUUUUUUCCUAAAUGACAUGGUAGGGUUGAAAUUCACAACCAGCAGAAGAAACAGAAGGAUUCAUGUGAAACAUGUCAAACAGGCGCUGAAGGGCCACAUAAAGGAUGGUUACGUGUUCAACCCUGAAAAUAAACUGUCAAAAGGCGAUAGAUACUACAACAGAACUCCAACUGAGAACGACAAAGUGCACGUUUUGGUUUGUGUUGUUGAUGCCAACACUGCAUCUCUGAUGAAUGAUGCCACUGUGGAAGCAAUACAGGACGUCAGAGAUGAAGCCACUGAGCUGGAGAUUCCACAAGUGGCAAUUUUCACCAAAAUUGACGAGGCUUUUCCUGAGAUAAAACAUGAUGUGACAAAUGUCUACAGAAGCGAAUGUCUGCAGCAAAGGAUUGAGCAGUUCAGCAAACGUGUGGGCAUCCCUAUUAACUUUAUUUUUCCAGUGAAGAACUACCACUCAGAAAGAGAACUGAAUCCUGACAUUGAUGCUAUAAUAAUGAACGCCAUGAGAAACAUCAUUGACAUUGGAAAUGACUCCCUCAACAGAAAGUUAAGACCCCAGACCUAGACAUCCACUGUACUGAAAGUGUGGUUUUGGUUCAAGUGUUAAAACCAUCGCAAUCAUUGUAUGUGUUACAUUGUGUGUGAGUGAAAAGCAUGGUUCCAUCAAAAGUCUGAAAUCAAGAAAUUUAAUUUCUAUAUUUCCCUGAAAAGUUCCAAGAUGUGUUUUAAAACUAGUAGAAAAAUAUGAAUCCUCUAAAUUUGUUUUGUAAAUGUUUAUUAUUAAAGUUGUUUUAGUUUCCUGUAUUACCAGAUGCUCUGUCAAAGGCCAAAGGGAGACUGAGCCCAUAAAUACAUGCAUGAGGCAAUUAGGGAGACAUGGAAGCCCUGGGUGAACAAAAAUUAUUCUGACUAUAAUCAAGGAAACAAAACAGAAGGAACAAAAGAAAAAAAAUGGUAACAAAAACACCCCAUAAUUGUAAUACACUACAUAAAAAUGAGAAAUUUAUAAAGUAAAUAACUGAGAUCUCCAUAACUCCAUACAAUAUGGGUGUUUGAGGUAAGUCUGGAAAACACACAAAGCUUCCAAAAAGCUUGAGCUUGUCAAAAGUGGCCUAGAGGCCACUUAAAUAAAGAGAGAUCAUUACAAAGAAUGAACAUGAUUUGUUGAUGUACACAAUUUUUAUAGAGAUAUUUGGCAGACUCCGAUGGCCCAUCUCGGCAGUGAUAGGUAUUAGAGCCAGACCCGUAAAGAAAAGGAGAAUGUUGCAAGGAACAUGAAAGAGAAGACCCUGACUUGAAGCUCUAGCUGUUGUAGGCUAGGAGGAAGCGCAGAGACAGAAUGAGGCUGAGAGUUGGCAGAGCGGGAAUAAGAAGGAAGACUUUUAAACCACCACCAAAUAUAAUUAAAACUAUUCUGUUUCAGUUCAUGUCAAAUGACUGUCAGGUUUAUAUUGCUGGAUUGUCAUUUAUGCUUAGAAAUAUUUACCCAUAUAUGCAUAGAGUUUGAUUGCAUAAUGAUAGAGGUUUGAUCCUUAGCAGUCUGUAAAGACUCUGUGUGCCUUCCAGAGUGUACUGGCAUGCA